AUGACGGCUGCCAGCCACGUACUCAUGGACCAAAUCACUUGCCAUCGGCUGGAACAACCGAACCACGUGUACGUUAAUGCCUACUUUUGCAUCUUCGUUCAGGAGGAAGCGGUCAAUGCAACACUCCGGGAGAGCGUCCUUUUUGGCCUCUCCACCGUUCUUCUGAUUCAAGGCACAGACACGCUGUUGGAGAACUUGAACAUCAAUUGGGCCCUCAACUCGGAUGGUCUCCCCUUUGCUCUUGGAUUCAAUACAUGCAACAUCAUGCCGGGCCCAUCGACCAACAAUACAAUGAUGCGCAACGUCAAGUCCUUGGCGCAAUUGGGAGGGUAUGGCCUCAACAUUUCUGGAACCGACACCCUGGUCGAGGAUUCCGUCUUUGGCCAUUUCUCUGAUAAUGUCGGGCUUAACAUGGCGCUUGCCGUCUACAUUCACCAUAUCAGCAGGAACACCCUCCUCCAGGGCUCUGACCGGUUUGCUUUAAGGCUUCAAGCCACCGUUGGCCUCGAGACCUUUGGGCAAAACGUCACGGUGCGCAAUGCCACCUUCAACAACAACAUGUACGAGCCAACGACCAUGAUCCGCGUGCGCGGAGGCUCUUGUCAGCUUGCCAACGUCCUCCUUGUCAAUUACCUGCCCUUGGGCUGCUCACCGACCAAUCCCAGAAGCGUCUAUCAAAAUAUGUCUAUGUCUGCAACUGCCGUGUCCUUGCGGAACGUGACCAACAGCAGUGCAACAGGCCUCAUCAUACCUGUGACUCUGGGUGCGGCUGCCGGGCUGAAGGUUGAAAUGAGUCACAACAUUAAGAUCGAGAACCCGCACAUUGUUCUGUCAACCACAUGGACCGACAAAGCUGUAACCGUUGCGCCUUACCAGAGUGGCUUGGUAUUGGACUACAAGCAUAGACCUGGGUCCGACAUAUACAUCAGCAACUGUGAACUGACGUUCCACCCUCCUCAAACCAGUACCACCUAUAUCCACGCCACAGACACCAGCACCAAUGUGAUAAUUGGUGUCCGUGUGCCCCAGUUACUACUAUCUUGGAGUACAACGCAAGGCACGGUGCUUUGUGCCAAUGCCUCCAUUGGCAUGCUCAGCGAGGCAAAAACCAUGGCCGUCGUGGCAGCUUGGUUUGCCGACGUUGGCCAAGGCGUCGUCCAUGCCUCGGCAGAAUCUGCAACCUCACCUGCUGCUCUCAUCUACGAUUCAAUCUUCACAGGUCACAUGGAUGUGGCCAUUAGAUACCAAAGUGCACAGCCUCUGCGAGUGUAUAACGAUUUUGCGACUCGCCUCUUCUCGGGGACAGGUCGACAGCAGCGUGCUGGAACUGAAGAUUGA
Messenger RNA from Monosiga brevicollis MX1, 1338 nucleotides. RefSeq lists its product as uncharacterized. Lineage: Eukaryota; Choanoflagellata; Craspedida; Salpingoecidae. Gene Ontology annotation, cellular component: cytoplasm. The transcript has 3 exons. Gene Ontology annotation, molecular function: glutathione transferase activity. The coding region runs from base 1 to 1338 and encodes 445 amino acids. The record is from RefSeq and is a predicted model, not a curated record.